Molecule: messenger RNA, 1008 nt
Organism: Cornus florida
Lineage: Eukaryota; Viridiplantae; Streptophyta; Magnoliopsida; Cornales; Cornaceae
Exons: 2
Coding region: 1-1008 (335 amino acids)
Source: RefSeq, a predicted model, not a curated record
AUGUUGCAAGUCGAUGAGGUGGAUGAUAAGGUUGCUUUUACAGCCUUCAUGGGAGGACUACAAUCCUCCAAGUUCCUUUUUUCUUUAUCUAAGGACCCACCAAACAGUAUGGCAGAAUUAUUUAUUAAGGCCCAAAAACAUAUGAAUGCCAAAGAUGCUAUGAAUUCUAGGAAGGGCAAAGAAGUCGACGACAAGAAAGGAGAUAAGAAGAGGUCAGCCCCUUUCUCUAAAGACGAAAAAGAUUCCAAGUUCAAAAGGCCUGAUAGGUCCCGUAGAGUCCCUAGAGGGCGAGAUAGCUACACUAACUUCACUCCCUUGAACGCUCCUAUUAUUCAAAUCUUAAUGCAGCUCCAAGACGACCAUACCUUGAAGUGGCCCCCUAGGUUAAAGUCAGAUCCGACAAAAAGGUCUAAGGACAAGUAUUGCUGGUUACAUAGAGACCAUGGGCAUAAUACCGAUGAUUGCUUCGACUUGAAAAGCCAAAUUGAGAGCCUAAUUCGUCUGGAGAAGUUACAUGGGUACACAGCAGAUCGUGAGAAGGGUACUGGUCAACCUAUUCGCGAGAAUAGAGAGAAUAAUCCCCUUACCCACCCAUUGGGUGAAAUAAGGGUGAUUUCCGGUGGACUCGCGGGAGGGGGAGAGUCAAGCUCGGCACGAAAGGCCCACGUUAAGAGAGCUAGGAGCUCCAUAGGAGUCAACAAGGUGGGGAUAUCCAAACCCCAAACGAAGUUCCCGAAACGAGAAGGUGAGGUCAUCACUUUUUCGGAAGAAGAUGCCAAGGGAGUUCAGCAGCCGCAUGACGAUCCAUUAGUGGUGACAGAAGUCGUGGCCAACUACACAAUCCAUCGAGUACUAAUCGACAAUGGUAGUUCAGCUGACUUGUUAUUUAUUGAUGCUUUCGACAAAUUGUGUAUUGGCAGGGGAAGGCGUGACGACAUGCCGGGCAUCGACCCCUCUGUUAUGCAGCAUCGGUUUAAUGAGGAUCCAUCAUUCAAGCCAAUCAGAUAG